Molecule: messenger RNA, 1698 nt
Organism: Rotaria sordida
Lineage: Eukaryota; Metazoa; Rotifera; Eurotatoria; Philodinida; Philodinidae
Source: the annotation of a GenBank genome assembly
AUGGCUUAUCAAAUCAACGACACAACUGAAACAAAUAACAUCUCAUCAGUCUCAUUUGAUGACGAAUUAGAAAGAGGAAGUCGUUAUUGGACAACUGAAUUUCAAUAUAAUGACAAUAGUAUUAAUGAAAAUGAUUGGUCUUCGUCUGAUGAUAGUGAUAAUGAUAACAAUGACGAUGACAAAGAAAUAACUUACCAUCAUAAAGAAACAUCAAGUGACAAGAAUAUUUAUUGGAGUGAUGGUUCUUAUCUGACUUAUGAUAUGCGUUUAGAAUCUAUCACUCGAUUCGAACGUCGACAAGCAUGUUAUUACCAAGGAAAAAUUCAACAAAUUCGACAACAAUUAAGAGAUGAAAAUCUUAUUUUACGACCUAUUUAUAAAGAUAUUGGAUAUCAUGUAGAGUCAAGCAACAAUUUUUAUAAUAAAGUCAAUCAAUUUAUGAAACAAACCAGCAGCUAUUCAUUAGUUUUUAAAGUCAGUCGUUCAUGUCCGACUGCUAGUCAAAAUCGUUUAGCUAAUAUUGUUGAACGAGUCGAAACAACAUUGAACAAUUUAUUACAUUCUAAAUCUAUUACUGAAACACAAUAUAUGGCUAUGAAAAUCGAUCGAUCUACAGUACGAAUGAACUAUUUAUAUUUCGUAUCAGAUACACAUAAAGAAGGAAUUUCAGUUCAACCGAUCAUCAUAUGUAAUGAUGGACCAACUAUGGGUAUUAGUCGUUAUCUUGGUCGUCUUCUUGAAUUACUUUUUAAUGAUGCAACUUAUUGUAAAAAAUUUCACAAAGCUUAUAAUGUUAUACAUGCCAUGGAAUUCUAUCAGAAAAAUGGUCAUCUUCGACCAACCACCUUAUUUGCUUCAUUUAAUAUUAAUGAUUUAUGUUUAAAUUUUUCACAUCAACAAGUUAUGGAUGCUUUAGAACAUUUCCUUAAUUCUUACAUCUCAUCAGAUCAUUCAAUUCAAGGUAUGACAAUUACAACAAUUCUUCAACUUGUUCGUCUCGUACUACAUGAACAAUAUUUUCUUUACAAUUAUAAAUUAUAUCGACAAAUUGCUGGUUGUGCUUCUGGUUCAUUAUUAACUAUUCCAUUAGUCUAUAUCUAUUUAUUUUAUUGGCAACAAAAUUUAUUAGAAGAUCUUAUUAAUAAGAAUGAACUCUUUUUCAGAUAUCGAGAUGAAGCAUUUAUUACAUGGAACAGAUCUGAAGAUGAACUUCGUACAUUACUUACUAUGACUAAUUCACAAUUUUCACAACCUAUAUGGAAUAUAACUCAUAUUGGAUCAACUAUUCAUUUUCGCGAUAUUCUAAUAAGUAACAAAAAUGGGCUUCUUCGAACAAGUGUUUAUCAUGAAGAAACAUUUGAACACAUUAUGUUACUGUCAUCAUUUCGGGAUAUUCUUCAACCUACAAUCAAACAAGAUCCAUGGAAAUGGUUACGAGCAGCUUUUUUAAAAGCCAUCCGAUACUGUUCCGAUGGCCAUAUUUUCAAUCAAGAAUGGGAUGAAAUCAAAUGGCAACUUAAUCAACAUCAACUACCUGAUAUUAUCUUUAAUGAAGCCUAUCAAAAAAUUCUCGAAGAUUUUAGUGCAUCCGUUGUGUAUCCACCAUUCACCAGAUCUAAUCAUGAAAUUCUACGUGACCAUGUUUUCAACUAUGACAGAUAUCGAAAAAUCACCGGACAAUGCAACAUGUUACCAUGA